CUGUGUCCCACUCCCUGUCAGUCCGCCCCGCUGAGCUGCGGUCCUGCUUCGUACAGUCAGUUAGCAAAAAUGAGCGACAAAGGUCUGUCAGACGAUGCAGCGGCAGCAGCUUGUAAAGAUGGAGACCCUAUUACUAAGGAUUUCAUGAUGCAGCAGACUAUGCUGCGGGUCAAAGAUCCAGUUAAAUCCUUGGAUUUUUACACCAGAAUCCUCGGCAUGACGCUCCUGCAAAAGUUUGACUUCCCCUCCAUGCGAUUCUCUCUCUUCUUCUUGGGCUACGAGGACAAGAAGGAAAUUCCUGCAGAUGUGAAUGAAAAGACGGCUUGGACCUUUUCCAGAAGAGCCACCAUUGAGCUGACACAUAACUGGGGCUCUGAAUCUGAUGAGAGCCAGUCUUAUCACAAUGGAAACUCAGAUCCACGUGGCUUUGGACACAUUGGAAUUGCAGUACCUGAUGUCUAUGCAGCCUGCAAACUGUUUGAAGAACAAGGAGUCACAUUUGUCAAGAAGCCAGAUGAUGGUAAAAUGAAAGGCUUGGCCUUCAUUCAGGACCCUGAUGGUUACUGGAUUGAGAUUCUGAGUCCUAACAAUAUGGUGUCCAUCACCUCCUAAAACUAUGACAACAUGCUACCUGCUGCAGUGCAUACGGGCCAGACCUGCUGUGGCUUCACUGGGAGAAUGAGUAUAGGGGUUUAGCGGAGAAUUCAGCAACAUGCGCUGGAGAGGGGAAAUGGAGCGGUGAUCACUUGCGCAGUGGCAAUCAGUGCGCCCUGGCAUGGGCUGGACUUAAAUUGGACAGUUGAUGAGCAAAUAGAUUAGAUACCUGAGUUUUUGCCAUGAAUAGCAACUACUUUGUGUAGCAUGUGCGGUUCAUUACCAUCAUCUGUUUGUAUGUGUCUUAAAAAAGUGAUGCUAAAAUAAAGCGGUAUUACUGUGUAAUAAAUGUGAAAGCCACCGUUUUAACACAA
Epinephelus lanceolatus (giant grouper) is the source of this 968-nucleotide messenger RNA. RefSeq names its product glyoxalase 1 (gene glo1). Gene Ontology annotation, molecular function: metal ion binding; lactoylglutathione lyase activity. The record is from RefSeq and is a predicted model, not a curated record. NCBI's taxonomy places the organism in Eukaryota, Metazoa, Chordata, Actinopteri, Perciformes, Serranidae.